AUGCUUUCAACCGUUCCCCUCAAUGUGGGACGUAGACGCAUAGCUGGCUCCGUCUUCUCCCCCGCGUCUCUCGAAGCUCACCCGCUAAAGCCAACGGAUUCCCAACCGGGCGACUCCUUCCAAUCGACCGAUUCAACCUCUACGUUCAAAGCAGAGUCACAGUCCAAUUCCUUUGCGACUAUUGGAGGAUCCGCGGGUUCUCCAUCUGCAGACGAUGACAUCUUAGACCAUGCACUUGAAGCGUCCAAAGAAUUUCUCUCCGUGCCCAAUCUGGGGUUCGAUUCCCUUUACGAUUACUGCGAAACGGAUGGCAGUGAGCUGCUAACGGAAUGGAAUCGACUCAGCCCGCCGUCGAAGGAGACCGCGGAGGCACUGGAAUAUCUUGUGCGGACUUCUCCGUGGGCAUUGUUUGAAUGGCAUGGGAAUGAUAUCAGGAGGCAUUUCCUGGUUAAUUUCCGAGAUGGACUGUCUAAGCUCUUGGCUUCCCCCGAUAAACAAGGUCUCCUCCGGAAAAUCGUGGACUGUUUACAGCUCGCGCGUCGAAUUUACCUCACGCCUGUCGUGCACUACGUACUUCCUUUGAUAGCCACUCCCCACCAAAGCGGGCUCCUCGCUCAACUGCAGCGUGCCUUCCAUACUGUCGUAUCAUACAGUCUUCCGUGGCAGGUCAUUGCGCCGCUUCUUGCCAGUGAACUUACGCGAGAUGCUGUGGUUAUCCUGGGGAUUGACACCUUUGACGAAAAUUAUGAGCUGGAUACCAUGAGCGUGGAUGAAAUGGAGGUGGAGCGAACUUACUCCGUUUCGUACAAAGACUGGAGAGAGGAAACAGCCGAGGCGCGUGCACACAUGAUGGUCGAGGGCGAGGAUCGUCGCGUGACCAUCGCACGGGAUCAACUAUUGGCGUUCCUCAAUGGCCUACAGCUUGUCGGUCUCGGCGCUGACAAGGCCCAAAAAGUGUUCGCAGAAGUCAUGAACAUUCUAAUGGGAGACUUUAUCACUGCCGCAUACUCCGGCGAGUGGGAGUCGCCCUCGACUGCACCGCAACACCUGGGCCAAUGGAUUGAGAACGUAUACGCACGCCUCGCGGUACAAGUCCUAUCAAUAAUCCACUCUAAUGCUCCCACCACCCAAUCCGGGGCCAUGGAUGUGAGUUUUGGCGAUGUAGAAAAAUGGCGGGUGAUGGGCACUGCUCGACUUGGAAUGCUUCGAGUCGGCGAGCUUUUCGAUGUCGUCGUUGAUUGGCCUGCGAGCAGUGGAGCGGUGGAAGAUCUGCGACACUUCGUAACUCAGACCAGGCCACGGGCGUAUGUGACGCAUUGGUUUUCAUUAAAUCUACAGCAGCGGCUACUGCAUCCUGGAGCUUCUACUGUUGAGAUAUUGCAGGUCUACAUCUCAGUCAUUCGAGCUUUCCAUCUGUUGGAUCCCAAUGGUGUCUUGCUGGACCGCAUCGCGCGACCGAUCCGGCGGUACUUGAGAGAUCGUGAUGAUACCGUCAAGGUCAUCGUCAGUGGUCUACUGGCUGACCCCGCGACGGCCGACGACCCGUCUACAAACGACACCUUGGCUGAGUUAGCUUCAGAGCUGACCAGACUCAAUCAGCAUUCUAUGCAGAAUAAGAACAGCGAGCUAGACUUUGAUGAUUUGAACUGGCUGCCCGACCCUGUCGAUGCCGCUCCAGACUAUCGAAAGUCAAAGAGCGCAGAUGUUAUCGAUAGUUUGGUCAGCUUGUUCGAUUCGAAGGAGACAUUCGUGAAGGAGAUGCAGACACUCCUCGCAGACCGUCUAAUUCAAAAACGUCAAAAUUACGACCAAGAAACCACAGUCCUCGAGCUCCUCAAGGUCCGCUUCGGCGAUGCAGCACUGCAGGCAUGCGAAGUAAUGCUAAAAGAUCUCACGGAUUCCAGACGUUUGGACCACACCGUACGCCAGGAUCAAAUAUCAUCCGGCGAUCUAACGCACGAGGAUGCCCAAUUGCACGCAAAGAUCCUCUCACGCUUCUUUUGGCCCGAAUUCCAAGACCAAGAAUUCAAGGUCCCCGACGAGAUCACCACACUUCAAACACAGUACGCCUCAUGCUUCGAAAAAAGGAAAGACUCACGCAAACUCAAGUGGCAUAACGCCCUGGGCCAAGUAACCGUCGAACUUGAGCUUGAAAAUCACUCUUUCCGAGACGAAGUUACAACCUGGCAAGCAACAGUCAUCUACGCCUUCCAAUCCGACUCCGACUCCGACUCCGACUCCCCCGCCACAAAAACGAUACCGGAGCUCGCCUCCGAACUCGAAAUGACCAUUCCACUCGUCCGCAGCGCCUGUCUCUUCUGGGUUAGCAAGCGAAUCCUCAGCGAAGUGCAGCGAGACACAUUCCAAGUCCAGGAAGUUCUCGCAGACGAAGAGCAACACGACUCCGAGUCUGAUAGCGAGGACGAAGACACUGCCAAUGCGGCGGCGGCGGCGGAAGCUGCAGCCGCAGCUGCUGCGAAGGAGUCUGCUGAAGCGGCUGCUAUGGAGAAGAUGAAUGUCCAUUGGCAGUUCAUUGUUGGUAUGCUCACGAAUCAGGGGCCGAUGCCUUUGGCGCGCAUUGUGAUGAUGUUGAAAAUUGCUGUCCCUGGUGGCUUUCCGUUCAGUAAUGAGGAGCUUCGGGAGUUCCUCGGUGGAAUGGUUUCGAAGGGGAAGUUGGAGAUCGUUAAUGGAGGGAAUUAUAAGAUUGUGCAUUAG
Molecule: messenger RNA, 2715 nt
Organism: Penicillium soppii
Lineage: Eukaryota; Fungi; Ascomycota; Eurotiomycetes; Eurotiales; Aspergillaceae
Product: anaphase promoting complex subunit 2
Exons: 2
Coding region: 1-2715 (904 amino acids)
Biological process (GO): ubiquitin-dependent protein catabolic process
Cellular component (GO): anaphase-promoting complex
Molecular function (GO): ubiquitin protein ligase binding
Source: RefSeq, a predicted model, not a curated record